Coccidioides posadasii C735 delta SOWgp is the source of this 1320-nucleotide messenger RNA. RefSeq lists its product as uncharacterized. Lineage: Eukaryota; Fungi; Ascomycota; Eurotiomycetes; Onygenales; Onygenaceae. Gene Ontology annotation, molecular function: FAD binding; monooxygenase activity. The record is from RefSeq and is a predicted model, not a curated record.
AUGCUUCCUCCUUCUAAUAUCCUUGUUCUCGGUGGCGGCAUUGCGGGCAUUGCCGCCGCCCUUGCCCUAUCCAAACAGCUCACUCCGCUUAAUCCCGAUGUCAAAAUCACCAUCUACGAGCUCCGCGAUGUACCCUCUACCUCCGGCGGAGCUAUCAAUCUCACUCCCGUCGCCCAAAGGCACCUUGCCCAGCUUGGUGUCAUCGAGGAACUCGAUAGAAUGGGCCCCGAUGCAGGCGUUGACGUAGACGGGAUAGAGUACUACUCCAUCCACAGCGGCCGGAAGAUGGGAAACGUCGAUUUUGCCGGUAAGAAUGGUCGGGGCUACGGUGGGUACAAGGGUAGAAGAGUGAUGCGAAUCUGUCUCCAUCUCGCCAUGUUAGCUGCAGUGGAGAGGGUCGGUAACGUCUCGGUCGAAUUUGGCAAGAAAGUGAUUGGAGGAGUAGAAUCAGAGAAAAGCGUCACUAUAUUCUUUGCAGAUGGUGGGAGUGCAACAGGUGAUUUGGCGGUUGGAUGCGACGGAGUUCACUCCAACACUCGCACAAAGAUCGUCGACCCCGAAAGGCCUUCCGAGUAUACCGGUAUAUCCUUUAUACAAACCACGAUACAGACAGACAAAAUAGAAUCGCCCAUCCACUUCAAGGCCACUGCGAUGAACCGAUCGAGGCGAGGUGCUCUAUUAACUACGUUCUGUGAUUUGCAGAAGACCGAGAUUUUUGUCGCUGGGUUGGUACAGAUAGACCCUUCCCUUCUGUCAACUGAUGCCUGGAGGCAAGAAGGAACGGGUAGCUUCAGGCCAAGGUGGACCCCUUUGAGAGCCCUUCGCGAUGAUAUCCGUGGGCGAUUCGGGGAGUCCGUAAUACCGUGUAUUCGCGAAAUAGUCGAAAAGGCUGAAGGGUGGUCGAUAUAUCCGGUAUAUCAGCUUGCUCCUGGAGGCAAAUGGUCGACAGAGCGGAUAAUAUUAUUAGGCGAUGCGGCGCACGCGAUGCCACCUCGUGAUGAAUCGGCCGCAUAUGCUCUUGAUGAUGCUAUCCUGUUCGCUCGUGUGCUCGCUGUCUAUUACGGCCAGCCUCUCCACGAUGCGUUUCAAACCUACGAUAACAUCCGCAGGAAGCCUAUCAACGACGCCUACAAGGAUUCUGUUGCCGGGUGGGCAAACAAUAGAGAUCAUGGCAAGUGGGCAAGUAGACUAGAGGAAUGGCUGACGCCGUGGCACCUCAGACGAAGAAAGAGAGCCAGAGUGGGCGCCUGGGUAUUUGACGCCCAUUCUGUGGAGAUUCCACCACCUAAGCAUUGGAAGGAGAUCGAUGCGUGGUCAUAA